AUGGGAUGGUUCUGGGCUGAUUCUCCUGCAACUGCUGCUGCAGCGUCGGGUAUGAGAAAUGCUCCUCACGCCUUGCCCAAGGAUAGCAAUGCCACUCCGCCUCCAUCAUGUCCUAUGCACAAACCCAGCGCAGAUGCUCUGAAGCCUGUGGCAAAACCUCCAACAUCAUCACCCGAAUCCGCCUGCCCAUAUACGCCCGACAACGUCUCUCAAGAAUCUAAAGCGACGUCUAAAUACUCCAAAUACAACCCUUUAAAUUACAUGUUCCCGGACUUAUCUCAAGAGAGAGCGAAGGAUCAGACUAUUGCAUUGCCAACUGAAAGAGAGCCAUCUACGAUACCUAAAGGCACUGGGGAUGGUAACUGGGAGUAUCCUUCGCCACAACAAAUGUACAAUGCUCUUCUGCGCAAAGGAUAUACUGAUACGGAUGCGACCGCCGUUGAGAGUAUGGUAUCAGUUCACAAUUUCUUGAAUGAGGGUGCUUGGGCUGAAAUUGUAGAAUGGGAACGAAGAUUUGGUAAAGGGUUGUUGAAGGGCUGGGAGAAUUGCAGGAGAGGAGAAGAAGGUUCCAAGGCAGGAGCAGAGAUUGGUGCAAAUGAAGAUGAAGUGCCCCAGCCCAAAUUAGUUCGAUUCAUGGGCAGACCGAAGGAGAUGACACCAAAGGCUGCGAUGAUUCAAGCCAUGGGUUGGGCUUUUCCGGAAAAAUAUGGCACUGAGCCACCAUUCGAUCGACACGAUUGGUUUGUCCAAAGAGAAUACAAUGGCCAGAAGAAGGAAGUUAGAUACAUCAUCGAUUAUUAUUCGGGGGGCGAAGAACCCACUGGAGAACCCAUAUUCUAUCUGGAUGUUCGACCCGCCCUCACUCCGACGCAAGCUGUAGAGCGCAUGAUGCGAUGGAGUGGUGACGUCUGGUAUCGCGCAUCAGGUGCUUCCGUUAGAGAGAACAUCAAAAAGAAUUAG
Molecule: messenger RNA, 960 nt
Organism: Botrytis sinoallii
Lineage: Eukaryota; Fungi; Ascomycota; Leotiomycetes; Helotiales; Sclerotiniaceae
Exons: 3
Coding region: 1-960 (319 amino acids)
Biological process (GO): cytochrome c-heme linkage
Cellular component (GO): mitochondrion
Molecular function (GO): holocytochrome-c synthase activity
Source: RefSeq, a predicted model, not a curated record